Messenger RNA from Oncorhynchus nerka (sockeye salmon), 5154 nucleotides. Its product is annotated as NLR family CARD domain-containing protein 3-like. The record is from RefSeq and is a predicted model, not a curated record. Lineage: Eukaryota; Metazoa; Chordata; Actinopteri; Salmoniformes; Salmonidae. Gene Ontology annotation, biological process: intracellular signal transduction. Gene Ontology annotation, molecular function: protein binding.
ACCAAUCAAGCAGGAGAGACCAGCCUCCCCUGUUCCCAGCUGUGUGUCCAUGAAGAGUGACUGGUCUAUGGAACAACCUUUACAGUUUAGAGAGGGAGACUUUUCUACUGAACAAAGAAACCAACAGGAGAGAUCAGAGUCAGAGAUUCUCAGUGGUCAGUCUUCCCAGAGUCAUCAAACAGACCUGGCCUCCAUAUUCAGUUUGCUUGAAGAGAAAAUUAUGACAUUUGUGAAGAACGAGCUGAAGAUGUUCAAGAGGAUUCUUAGUCCAGAACUCCCAGAAGGCUUUGAGAGUCAGAAGCAGGAUAAGGAAGUGGUGGAUGCUGAAGAUGAGAAGCAGGAGAGCAGUGCCAGAGAGGCUCUGAAGAUCACACUGCACAUCCUGAGGAAAAUGAACCAGAAGGAGCUUGCUGACACACUGGAGAAAUAUGAGCUUGCUGUGAUUUGCCAACGUGAACUCAAAUCUAAUCUAAAGAAGAAGUUUCAAUGUGUAUUUGAGGGGAUCGCUAAACAAGGAAACCCAACACUUCUCAAUAAGAUCUACACAGAGCUCUACAUCACAGAGGGUGGAACAGGAGAGGUCAAUAAUGAACAUGAGCUGAGACAGAUUGAGACAACAACCAGGAAACAAGCAAGACCAGAGACUGCAAUCAAAUGUAACGACAUCUUCAAACCCUUAACUGGACAAGACAAACCUAUCAGAACUGUGCUGACAAAGGGAGUCGCUGGCAUUGGAAAAACAGUCUCUGUGCAGAAGUUCAUUCUGGACUGGGCUGAAGGAAAAGCAAAUCAGGAUGUCCAAUUUGUAUUUUCAUUCCCUUUUCGGGAGCUGAAUUUGAUGAAAGGGGACAAACACACUUUCAUUGAACUUCUUAAUCACUUCUCAAUGGAAACCAAACAAUCAGGAAUCUCCAUCUACAACAAGUACAAAGUUCUGUUCAUCUUUGAUGGUCUGGAUGAGUGCCGACUGCCCCUAGACUUCCAGAAGAACAAGAUCUGUUGGGACGUCACAGAGUCAACCUCAGUGGAUGUUCUGCUGACAAAUCUCAUCAAGGGAAAUCUGCUUCCCUCUGCUCUCCUCUGGAUAACUACCCGACCUGCAGCAGCCAAUAAGAUCCCUUCAUGGUGUGUUGACCAGGUGACAGAGGUACGAGGGUUCAAUGACCCACAGAAGGAGGAGUACUUCAGGAAGAGAUUCAGUGAUGAGGACCUGGCCAGCAGAAUCAUCUCACACAUAAAGACAUCAAGGAGCCUCCACAUCAUGUGCCACAUUCCAGUCUUCUGUUGGAUUUCUGCAACAGUCCUUGAACACAUGCUGAAACACAAGAGAGAAGAGAUGCCCAAGACUCUGACUGAGAUGUACACACACCUUGUGGUGUUUCAUACCAAACAGAAGAAUGAAAAGUAUCUUGGGAAAGAAGAGACAGGUCCACACUGGAAUAAAGAGAGCAUUCUGUCACUGGGAAAACUGGCUUUUCAACAGCUUGUGAAUGGCAAUCUGAUUUUCUAUGAAGAAGACCUGAACGAUGCUGGCAUUGAUGUUAAUGAAGCCUCUGUGUACUCAGGAUUGUGCACACAGCUCUUUAAAGAGGAAUGUGGGCUGUACCAGGACAAGGUGUACUGCUUUGUUCAUCUGAGCAUUCAGGAGUUUCUGGCUGCUGUAUAUGUGUUCCUCUCUUUCAUCAACAACAAAGAGAAUGUAAUGGACAAACUGCAAACAAAGUCCAUUAUCUUUUCUCUGCUGUUCAAUGACAAUCCUGAAUUUACUGUCUACAGGAGUGCUGUGGAUAAAGCCUUACAAAGUGAGACGGGAAACCUGGACCUUUUCCUCCGCUUCCUUCUAGGCCUCUCACUGGAGUCCAAUCAGAAGUACUUACGAGGUCUACUGACAAAGACAAGAAGCAGCUCACAGAGCCAUGAAGAAACAGUCAAGUACAUCAAGAAGAAGAUCAGGGAGAAUCCGUCUCCAGAGAGGAGCAUCAAUCUGUUCCACUGUCUGAAUGAACUGAAUGACCAUUCUCUAGUGGAGGAGAUCCAAAGAUACCUGAGAUCAGGAAGUCUCUCAAAACCCAACCUGUCACCUGCACAGUGGUCAGCUCUGGUCUUUGUGUUGCUGACUUCAGAAAAGGAGCUGGAUGUGUUUGACCUGAAGAAAUACUCCAGAUCAGAGGAAGGUCUUCUGAGGCUGCUGCCAGUGGUCAAAGCCUCCAGAGCUGCUCUGCUGUCAGGCUGUGGAGUCACAGAGGAAGGCUGUGCUUCUCUGGUCUCAGCUCUGGAGUCAAACCCAUCACACCUGAGAGAGCUGGAUCUGAGUAACAAUGACCUGAAGGAUUCAGGAGUGAAGCUGCUCUCUGCUGGACUGGGGAAUCCCCACUGUAAACUGGAGACUCUGAGGCUGUCAGGCUGUCUAGUCACAGAGGAAGGCUGUGCUUCUCUGGUCUCAGCUCUGAGGUCAAACCCCUCACACCUGAAAGAGCUGGACCUGAGCUACAAUCACCCAGGAGACUCAGGAGUCAGACUGCUCUCUGCUGGACUGGAGAAUCCACACUGCAGACUGGAGAAACUCAAUGUGGAACAUGGUGGAGAGAACACAAUGAAACCUGGACUUAGAAAAUAUGUCUGUGAUCUCACACUGGACCCAAACACAGUAGACAGAUGCCUCUCUCUGUCUGAGGAGAACAGAAAGGUGACAUGUAGGACAGAGGAGCAGCCGUAUCCUGAUCACCCAGAGAGAUUUGAGGACUGUGGACAGGUGCUGUGUAGAGAGGGUCUGACUGGGCGCUGUUACUGGGAGGUAGAGUGGAGUGGGAGAGGGGCUGAUAUAGGAGUGACAUAUAAAGGAAUCAGCAGGAGAGGAAGGGGUGAUGACUGUUGUCUUGGAAACAAUGACAAGUCCUGGAGUCUGUUCUGCUUUGACAACAGUUACAUUGCCUGUCACAAUGAUAAUCUCACUACCAUAGACGUCCCCUCCUCCAGCCCCCACAGAGUAGGAGUGUAUCUGGACUGGCCAGCCGGCACUCUGUCCUUCUAUAGAGCCUCCUCUGACACACUGACCCACCUGAUCACAUUCACCUCCACAUUCACUGAGCCCCUCUAUCCAGGGUUUUGGAUUUAUGGUGACUCCUCAGUGUUGAUGGUAUUUCAGUGUCCCUGAAAUAAUAACGGACACACACACACACACACACACACUGGACACACAAACACACACUGAACACACACACACUGAAUACACACACACACACACACACACACUGGACACACAAACACACACUGAACACACACACACUGAAUACACACACACACACGCUGGACAAAAAACACACACACACACACACUAGACACACUGAACACACACACACACACUGGACACACACACACACACACUGAACACAAACACACACACGCUGGACAAACACACACACACACACUGGACAAAAACACACACACACACACUAGACACACUGAACACACACACACACUGACACACACACACUGAACACACACACACACACACGCUGGACAAACACACACACACACACUGGACAAAAACACACACACACAUACUAGACACACUGAACACACACACACACACUGGACACACACACACACACACACUGAACACAAACACACACACUGAACACACACACACACACACACACAAACACACACACACACACUGGACAAACACACACACACUGGACAAACACACACACACACACUGGACAAACACACACACAUACACUGGACACACACACACUGAACACACACACACACUGACACACACACACACACACUGGACACACACACACUGAACACACACACACACUGGACACACACACUGAACACACAAACACACACUCCUCAGUGUCCCUGUAAAUAAUAAUGGUGGUUUGGUGACUCAGUGAUAUACACAGACAAACACUGGACACACACAGACACACACACACACAUACACACACUGAACACACACACACACACACACACUGAACACACACACACUGGACACAGACAUACAUGCUGGACACACACAUACACACACGCUGGACACACACAUACACACACGCUGGACACACACACACACGCUGGGCACACACACACACACGCUGGGCACACACACACACACGCUGGGCACACACACACACACGCUGGGCACACACACACACACACACUGGACACACACACACACACUGGACACACACACACACACUGGACACACACACACACUGGACACACACACACACACGCUGGACACAGACACACACGCUGGACACACACACAUGCUGGACACACACACACACACACACACACACAUACUGGACACACACACACAUACUGGACACACAGACACAUACUGGACACAGACACACACACACACUGGACAAACACACACACACACACAGGACACACACACACACAGGACACACACACACACAGGACACACACACACACACACAGGACACACAGGACACACACACACACACGCUGGACACACACACACACACACACGCCUGGACACACACACACACACACACUGGACACACACACACACACACACACACACACACUGGACACACACACACACACACACUGGACACAUACACACACUGGACACACACACACACUGGACACAGACACACACACACACACAUGCUGGACACACACACACACCUGCUGGACACACAUACUGGACACACACACACACACACACACUGGACUCAGACAUACACUGGACACACACACACACUGGACACACACACACGCUGGACACACACACACACGCUGGACACACACACACACGCUGGACACACACACACACCUGCUGGACACACAUACUGGACACACACACACACACACUGGACUCAGACAUACACUGGACACACACACACACUGGACACACACACACACGCUGGACACACACACACACGCUGGACACACACACACACACACAUUCUGGACACACACACACAUGCGCGUCUUUCUAUAGUUGUGAGGACCUCUUACAACAACACUGUUAAAAUACCAAUGUGAUCAUGUGUUGUCUUUUAUGUUGAAAAACAAAUUGUAUAAUUAUAUAUGGACAUACGCUCCAUAGUUGUACAAGUAUACAAGGAUAUAUUGUACUUUUCAUAAUAAAACAUACUUGAAACAAGAAAA